AUGGGCCACUUGUUGACAUUCAGGGAUGUGGUCAUCAGCUUCUCUCAGGAGCAAUGGGACUAUCCGGACCCUGCUCAGAAGGACUUAUACUGGGAUGUGAUGAUGGAGAACUACAGCAACUUGGUCUCACUGGAUUUGGAAUCCAAGAAUUUAUCUAUAGGAAAGGACAUUCUUGUCAGUGGUUCCCAGUGUGAGAAAGUAGAAGAAAGUACUGCUUUCACUGGUCUUGAGAGCGCCAUUUGCAGACAUGACUGGCACAGCACAAAUGACAUUGAAGUCCGAGGAUCUGCAAUGGCAUAUUUCUGUCUAAUGAAAACCAUCUCACAAAGAAAACCCAAUUACAAAAAUCAUAUAUCUCUUAUACUGCACCAGAGAAAUCAUGAUAGCAAGAAGCGUAAAUAUAAGGAAUAUAGUAAGGUCCUUAACUGUGACUUAAACUUUAAUGAAUAGAAGAGAAUAUAUAGUGGCGAGAAAUUCUAUAAAUGUAAUGGAUGUUGGAAACCUUUGAGCAGAUGGCCCACUAACCUGCAACUGAAUAUUCAUACUGAUGUGAAGCCCUGUCUGUAUAUGCAAUAUGGAAAUACAUUUAGCUUUUAUGAACACCUUAGAACACACCAUAAAAUUCAUGGUGAUCGGAAGUAAUAUAAAUAUAAGGAGAACAAAAGGAGCUUUAGGAGAGUUGAAGAAACUACUCCCCUUGAAAGGAUUCCCAGUGGCGAGAAACCUUAUGAAUACACUUUCUGUGGGGAGUUCUUUAGAGUUCAUGCAGAACUUAAUGAACAUCAGAAAAUCCAUACUGACAAGAAACCUUACAAAUAUAUGGAAUGUGCAAAGGAUUUUUUAUUUCAUUCACAGCUAACUGAUGAGAAACCAUACAAGUGUCUACAGUGUGAGAAGGUCUUUAGAAUUAGUUCACAGCUUAUUGAACAUCAGAGAAUUCAUACUGGUGAGAAACCUUACGAAUGUAAAGAGCGUGGAAAGGCUUUCGGAGUAUGUAGAGAACUUGCCCAGCAUCAGCGACUUCAUAUUGGUAAGAAGCUUUACGACUGCAAGGUGUGUGGAAAGGUCUUUAGAAAUAGUUCAUCCCUGACCAGACACCAGAGAAUUCAUACUGGUGAAAAACGCUACGAAUGUAAAGAUUGUGGGAAAGCAUUUGGAGUAGGGAGUGAACUUACUUGACAUCAGAGAAUUCACAGUGGUCAGAAACCUUAUGAAUGUAAAGUGUGUGGAAAGUUCUUUAGGCUUACUUCAGCCCUUAGUCAACAUCAGGAAAUUCAUAGUGGUGAGAAACCCUAUGAAUGCAAGGUAUGUGGGAAGGCCUUUAGACACAGUUCAGCCCUCACAGAACAUCAGAGAAUUCAUACGGGAGAGAAACCUUGUGAAUGUAAGUCAUGCAGGAAAGCCUUUAGACACAGUUCGGCCUUUACAAAACACCAGAGGAUCCAUACAGGUAAGAAAUCCUAUCAGUGUAAGGAAUGUGAUAAUAAUGCCUUUACUUAGUAUCAGAAAUGUAAUAAGAAUGCCUUUACUUAGUAUCUACACUGGGGAGAAGUCUUUGGAACAAAAGGUGAAUAGAAAGGCCUCUUGUUUCUGGGUUUAUGUGGAAAGAAAACCUGUGUAUUUAAUAAGAUAUAAGCAGGGAACUCAGUACUGUGCUCAUGAAGUCUGUUACUAGACUGUGCAGCCGGUGGGGCAGGAGAAUUGCCCCACCAGAGGUGACACA
Messenger RNA from Condylura cristata (star-nosed mole), 1723 nucleotides. Its product is annotated as zinc finger protein 529-like. Gene Ontology annotation, biological process: negative regulation of transcription by RNA polymerase II. The record is from RefSeq and is a predicted model, not a curated record. Gene Ontology annotation, molecular function: DNA-binding transcription repressor activity, RNA polymerase II-specific. Lineage: Eukaryota; Metazoa; Chordata; Mammalia; Eulipotyphla; Talpidae.